AUGACACACGAGGUGUUGGAGCGUAGGACACGGAUACCCGCGGAAUUACCCGAAAGUAGAAGAUUGCCGACCAGGUUUUACGAAGAACAAGUUCUCAAUCUAAUCGAACUGUAUCCGUUGAUCGGUUCCAGGCAGAUGUUCCCUCAAAUGAAGUUCCGAGUUUCCGGAUUGGACGCGAAGGCCAAGUACAUCCUGCUGCUGGACAUCGUGGCCGCGGAUGACUACAGAUACAAGUUCCACAACAGGUGGAUGGUGGCGGGGAAGGCCGACCCGGAAAUGCCGAAGAGGAUGUACAUCCAUCCGGAUUCGCCGAGCAGCGGUGAGCAAUGGAUGCAGAAGGUGGUGAGCUUCCACAAGCUCAAACUCACUAACAACAUCAGCGACAAGCACGGCUUUCCGCAAAUAGCGAGGAAAAGCGUGGUAGAAAGAUUGCUAACUCCGCGUCGUUGUUGCAGAAGGCAGGCGCUGUUGACGGUGUCAGGCGGCGGUUCCCGUCUGACGACAGGUGGGCCGGCAUCCCCCGAGAAGCGGCGCUCGUCCAACUCCGUCAACGACCUGCUGGACGACGAGGACAAGCUGCUGGACGUGGUGGGCCCGGACACGCCGCACCCGGCGCACCAUCAACGGGAGCGCGAGCACAGCCGCGACAGGGAGGACCGGACGAGCGAGAGGGGCGAGGGGAGCGAGUCGUCGGGGUCGGAGAGCGGGGGAGGCGGGCCGGGGCCGGCGGGCUCGGAGGGGCCCAGGCCGGACGUCUCGGUCGGCCCGCCGCUCCACCCGCCCCUUCUCCCCUACCUCUACCCCCCCGUGCCGGGCCUGUACCCGGGCCCGGGCCCCCUCAUACCCCCCAGCCCCCUGGGGAUGCACGCCGGGGUGACGCCGGGCAUGCUGUUCAACGCGCAGCUCGCCCUCGCCGCGUCCCAGCACCCGGCCCUCUUCGCCCACUACCCGCACCCCCUGGCCAGCCCCCUCCACCAGCUCAAGGGCCACCGUUUCGCCCCGUACACCCUCCCGGCCCCGUCCCACGGCUCGGCGUUCGAGACGGUGACGCCCGGCAGCAGGACCCUCAGCCCGAGGUCGCCGCCGCCCAGGCCCCCGACCGGCUCGCCGACGCCCACGCCGGCGGGCCUCGCGCCCGGGGGGGCGACCGGCUCCGCGGGCGAGUUGAAGUCGAUCGAGAACAUGGUGAACGGGUUGCAGGAGAAGAGGAGGCGCAGCCCGAGCCUGACGCCCGGCGGGCACAGGGGGGACGCGGACGCUGGGGGAGGGAGUCCGUGACAGGAGAACGAGCCCGUGACCAGCACGAACGGUGACGACCCGGCGGCGGCGGGCGAGCAGGUGAUCCUCGGGCCCUGCGCCGAGACCACCGAGCACCGGCUGUCAGGCGACGAGAGGGAGCCGGACUCGACCUCCGAGCCGUCGUAGCGGGGGAGAAGAGGAGGGUCGUCGUCGUCGCCGUCGUCGUCGU
Apis florea (little honeybee) is the source of this 1468-nucleotide messenger RNA. It is a transcript of the gene bi, whose product is annotated as T-box transcription factor bifid. Gene Ontology annotation, cellular component: nucleus; chromatin. Gene Ontology annotation, biological process: positive regulation of DNA-templated transcription; cell fate specification; regulation of transcription by RNA polymerase II. Lineage: Eukaryota; Metazoa; Arthropoda; Insecta; Hymenoptera; Apidae. Gene Ontology annotation, molecular function: RNA polymerase II cis-regulatory region sequence-specific DNA binding; DNA-binding transcription factor activity, RNA polymerase II-specific. The record is from RefSeq and is a predicted model, not a curated record.